GACAGACCACCACGAAUCUAGGCGGAUGCUCUAAAGUCGUUUCGGCCAUACUCCGCCGUGCUUCUCAACCGGAAGGAAACCCACCUCCGCCGGGAAAAGAAGAAUGCCCGGUCCGGGCCCGCAUAUGAUCUACACGCUCGGAUCUGGGCAGGCCCUGACAAGCAUAUCCAACGGCCGGUUCAGCCCGCACCACUGUCUCACCUACUGCAUCAAUUCCUUCUUCGGGCCGGACAUCGGGUCCUUCUGCGAGUGGUUAUCGUCCACACUUGGUCUGGGCGGGUAUUUGGGCUCAUCCAUUGAGCCAUGGAUCCACGACCCAUUCUACUACAUCCUUAUUUUGGGCUUCCCGCUUUCCCUGCUCUACAGCAGAGCCUCCAAGUUUCUGCUCCGCAAAGGGUUUCUUGAUUCCAUUUCUGGGGUGCCUCUUACAAUGAAACAAUGCUUUUUGUUAGUGGCUGCGGGUUCUAUGUCACAUUUUUUCUUGGAUCAUUUGUUUGAGGAAAAUGGGCAUUCUUCCAUGUAUACUUGGAUAUUGAGCACAGGUUGGUGGGACGGCCGAGCUCCCAUUAAUCCGGAUGCUGUUGUAAUACUUAGCCUUUUGUGCAUAUUCUUGAUUGGCGGCUUCAUUUACAUUAACAGAGUGAACACUCAAAAACAGCUCAAGAAACAGCACUAUCGGUGUGUUAUACUGAUCCUGCUAGUCUCAAUCUUGUAUUGCAUAUGGUGUGGUAGCCAAAUAUACGUGGUGAGCCCUCGUCGACCCCCGGUUGGGGAAGAAGCCGAUUUAGGGGUUCUUGUGUUUCUUGGCUUGUAUCUUUUCCUUCCCCAGUGGCUGUGCAUUCUCUCCAUGAACCCAAGGGAUUUGCAGACAUCAGAAAUGCUGCCACUCUGAGGAGGGUACAAAUUACAGUGACAAUUCAACCAAAGCUUCUAAUGUGGAAUGUGUAUUUAUAGACAUUACGUUGAUUUUGUUUUUAUUAUGAUUUAGUCACGAAAUGAUAUCCGAAUGCUAUUUGUUUCGGAGGAUGAUCUUCUUCCUAAUAUAUAUCAAUCAAACAGUAAGUUUGUGUAAAAGAUUUCAAGUGAAAUACUACCAUACCCUUUGGGGAGCAAUCAUAAUGUUGGGAAUUUUA
Messenger RNA from Cuscuta campestris, 1133 nucleotides. NCBI's taxonomy places the organism in Eukaryota, Viridiplantae, Streptophyta, Magnoliopsida, Solanales, Convolvulaceae. The record is from the annotation of a GenBank genome assembly.